UCAUCAGUGCACAGCCGGUAUGAAUGUGGCAGCGGGGUAGAUUACACACACUCUCUCCGAGAUGAAUUAGCUGUGCUUCAAGUGGAUUUUUCACCGACACUACCUGGACCUCUCCGCAUACAUGUGUCCUAAAUGUAGAAAAUGGCAACGACACUGUCACACUUUUUGUUUGACUUGUACACAGUGGGGUCUUCUAAGAAAGUUGAAUUUCCAAUAUGGUUGGAGAGGUUGUCGUUGUCGAGCGGGUUGUUGUCAUGUCCCCGCAGUGCCUGUAGUGGUGCUGUGAGGGAGUCUGCUGUGGAUCUGACAAAAUCCUUAGCAGCCUACCUACUGCCUAUAAUUUGAUCGAGCGCUUAUUUUACAUGCAUCCGAAAAUGAAGCUACACCAAGCCCAAUGAAGAUCGCUUGUGUUAUUCUAUCUCGGAUAUCGAUGCACGGAUAGCCUAGCUGAUCGUAAUAGACAUUUCGGCCGUCUAUCUGGAGCGAAUACCGUACAAGGGCCCAUACCAGUUGAAGCUGAUGUUGUCAAGGACAAGAGUCACGUGAUGUAUGAAGGCAAACACAUACACUUCUCCGAGGUGGACAAUAAGCCCUUGUGCUCAUACAGCCCAAAGCUCUGCAAGCAACGCAGACUCAAUGGCUAUGCUUUCUGCAUCCGGCACGUUCUGGAGGACAAGACGGCGCCGUUCAAGCAGUGUGAAUAUGUGGCCAAGUACAACAGUCAGCGGUGUACCAACCCCAUCCCAAAGUCAGAGGACCGCAGGUACUGCAACAGCCACCUGCAGGUCCUUGGCUUCAUUCCCAAGAAGGAACGCAAGAAGAAACAUGACGCCUUGGAGGAAAUGCGUUCCCAGGCACACCUGGAGUCAGUGGCUCUCAACAUAACAGUGCCGUCUUUACCUCUGAAAGCUUCCAACGGUCUAAACGAACUUCCACCGUCGCCCCCCUGUGCGCGCCUGUUGGCCCUCUCCGAUGGGGACAUCCUGGACCCGUUUGCCUUUUAUGAGGGCGACACAGACGGGGAAGAAAUAGGCCCCCCUCGGAAAAGCAGCAGCAUCAAGAAGAAGUUGCAGAGUCGGCUGGUGCUGAACCAGAAAUUCUGCCAGGACACGGACCGUUUCCAGACGCCCUCUGAGCACUUUAGUCCCUCCCCUGUCCCCCGCGUCCACCCUCCGUCACCUCUCAGCACGCACCCCCCACGGCAGCAGUCAGGUCUUCUCCAGCCGCCCCAGCAGCAGGGUCUAUUAUGCAAUCCACCACCACCUCAGACGGCCAACUUUUUGCCUCCAGGGAUACCUGCUAAUGCAGCACCCAGUCCGGCGCACCCUUCGGGGCCGUCGCUCGGCAGGAAAACACCUUUUGCUUCCAGUCACAUGGUCAUCAUGCGGCCCGCCUCCUACUCGCCUUCGGCCCGCUGUCUGGCCAGGUUGCAACAUCUGGUACAACUGUGCGCCAAGAGACACCAGGAAUAUGGAGACCUCUUUCCUCAUUUAGGAUUGGACUGGUCGGAGGACAGCGCAAAUAGCGAUGACGAAGAAGAUGAAGCUGAAGGAUUUAUUCCUGGCCUGAGCUCUUGGAGACCACCAAACAGGCUGGAGGAAGAUGGGGGCUCCUCCCGUAGGACACGGCUACUGAGGCUCUGCUCGUACCUGCAGAAGAAGUACAAGCACAUGUGCAGGCAGGAGAGGGCAAGUAUCCGCCAGAAGAGAUACCGUUAUGCCUUCCGCAAAGCCUUGCUGCACGCUGCCAGUAAAAACCCUGAUUGUGCCGGGCAGCUGAUCCGGGAAUUGCACACUUCCUCUCACAGCACAUCAAGUGCUGGAUCAGAACAUCACCACAGUGGGUCGCCUCCAAGACGGCAGAGCGUGGACACAGGGACGUGUACGGGCGCCACUAAGGGCCAGGCAUGCAACAACAGAGCGCUGCCCUUCACCAAACACUGUUUUCAGCACAUUCUGCUGAAUCGCUCCCAGCAGCUGUUUGCAAGUUGCACGGCCAAAUUCGCAGAUGGUCAGCAGUGCUCCAUUCCUGUGUUCGAUAUCACGCACCAGACACCGCUCUGCGAAGAGCAUGCCAAAAAGAUGGAUAACUUCCUACGCGGGGAUGGCAAUCGACGAGUGCAACAACAACAACAUCACCACCAGCAGCAACAGCAGCAGCACCACCAUCACCAGCGUAAGCCACGCAAAAAGACCAAACCGCCGGCACUCACCAAAAAACACAAGAAGAGGAGAGGGCCAAGGAGGCCUCAGAAACCCAUUCCUCCCGCGCUGCCUCAGGGGAACCUGGGAAUGCCGCCGAUGAAUCUCGCCAUGUCCUCACAGGCCAGCAUCAGGAGCCCCUCCACCCCAGAACUGAGUACGGACGAGCUCCCCGACGACAUUGCCAAUGAAAUGGAAGACAUUCCCAACGACCUGGAGCUCAAUCAGGAAGAUUUUUCUGAUGUCCUACCCAGGCUACCGGAUGACCUUCAGGAUUUUGACCUGUUUGAAGGUAAGAACGGAGAGCUGCUGCCCACCACAGAAGAGGCCGAGGAGCUGGUGCGUGCUCUGCAGGCCAUGGGGUCCUACCCGGACUCCUUGGUGUGCCUGACCUCCAUAGGAGACCUCGCCUCGUCAGAAGGAGUGGACCACCGAGCCAUGGCCGUCUUUCCCAGCGCAGUGCAGCCAGGGGGGAUGGGGGACAUCCUCAACAGUCGCAUCUCAAGCGAGAACUUCCCCAGCCUGGAGUUAGAGGACAAUCUACUGCAGUCCACGGGGGGCCACUUCCCUCCCUCGCCGCCAUCUCAGCCCACAGACUUGCCGCAAACGUCGUCCACCUCGUCGGCCGCUCCCCCCACCACCUCGUUGCUCACUCAGGCGGCAGCGCGCCUGUUUCCUCGUGUGCACCCUCCCCACAUCAAGUCGGAUGUGAUGUCGUCGUCGCCGCAAGGCGGCCGCUACAGCGAGCACGUGCCGUCCCCGUACAGCGACCAAAUCCCUUCGCCCCACGCCAGCCCCUUCCACACGGACGCCCCCCUCCUGCUGGAGGUGCCUCUCAGCGGUGUGCGGGAGCCCCCGCGCUCCUCUUGGAGCAACCUCCCGCUUGCCGACCCGACCCAGUUUGGGAAUCUCAUCGGAUCAGAAAGUCAUCUCAUAUCCACCUCCCUCUCCACUCCCCCCGCCACCACCCACUCUGUGACGCUGCAGCAGCCCAUGGCGGCGCUCUCGGCCAUGCCUCAGAGCGGCCUGACGGGCUUAGCCGCGCCUCCGGCGCCGCUGCCGCCAUCGUCGUCGACCAUGCUCCCCCUCGCCUCCUCACACGACCCCCUGACAUCAGCGCAGCCUAAACUGCAACUCCCACAGUUCAGUGCGGCCUUCGGCCACCAGUUGGCCUGCCAUAGCGGCAUCCCCAACGACGUGCAGCCCAGCCACAGCUCCACGGCGCCGCCCGCUGGCUUCUCAAUCGUUGGCGCCGGUGCAAGUGCCAACGGUGCGGCGACGCCUUUCACGCAGAGCAACUGAACGUGGACUCACUCCUUCUCCUCCUCCUCCCACCUGGAACCCGCUCACCUCGGCGCCACGUGGUAACGGUGCACUAUUUGAUCAUGACUUUGCACAACAUCAUCACCUUUCUCUUUUUAGCAGCCGGCCAGUCUGGGCGGGGGGGAUUCAGUCCGCUUGUUCGAUUCCUUGUGAUUUCAUCAGCCGGGCAGGCGUGGGGGCGGAACAGGAGGGGGGGUUACAGAGAUGUAAUUAGCGGUGAAAGAAGGAUGGCAACUGACCGGAAUACAUCUGCCUGUUUUCAUUCCUGAGCAACGACACCAUCUUUUUAAGUUCACGAGCGCACGUGACUGCGUGGUUCAAUCUCUGAUCUCAACACAGUCAUGAAUUCACCAAAAUCCUUUUUAAAACUCUUUUUAUAUUGUCUAUGCUGUAUAUGUGCUCAUUUAUUGCUUCUUAUUAUUAUUAUAAAUGUCUGACCUCACUGUUGGUUGUGCAAGUGAGCUGCCCAGUAUACACACACACACACACACACACACACAGGUUACUGAAUACUAAAGCAAUAAACACAUUGACGUCAGCGUUGCAUUGCACUGCAGGAUGUUUUAUUGGUCAGGUCACAUGUAGCCUCACCUGGUGGUGUUGAUCAGGUGGUUUGUUUGUUUUAUUUUUGCCCAGCUCAUCACUUCUGUACCGCGCUCACACUCUAUUAUUAUUAUCUGUUAUUUUCUUUAGUUUAACAUUGUAUAACGGAUGCUGGCUCGUAUGGCUGCGCAAUGUGUAAAACCUCAAUUGAGUUGCAACUAUUAAUUUAUUUUUUUUUUAAUUUAAAAAUGUUAAGAAUGAUCCGACUCCAGCUUCUCAAAUGUGAUUAUUGAUCCACUCUUUGAGUUUUAGGCAAAACAACAUAUCACACACAUCAGCUCUGACUUUGGAAAACGGUGAUUUUUUGUGUUUGGUUCACAUGUAUAUCAAAUAUUGGGACUGUCGAGGGUUCCAAACCCAUGAAUCAAAGCAAGCUACACAUGUAUCAACUUAAUGCCACCCUAUGGGACUAAUGGGACGACACAAUCAGAGCUAAAAGGUACUACAAUUAAGGCAAAAUAUUACAAGAAAAGUGUAAUUCAUGAAGAGAAUAUUACUAUUAAGUUACACUUUGUUACUAAGGUCUGCAUUAAAAUGAAAGAAGCACUACACUCGGCUGUACCUUCAGUGAUAGCUAACAUUAGUAGCAGAACUUUUUAAAUUUUCCAAACAUAACCAUGGCCGUAACUAAUUAUUUGCAUAGCCGAUCAAUGUGGAGCUUGUUGUAUGGGUUAAUGUGUGAGGGCGUAGAUCCAUAUGAACCAAACACAAUUUGCCUAAAACGCAAAGAUCAUGGGUUUUCUUUCAUGAAUGACAAAGGAAAUCACAUUUCAGACGCUGAUAUUAAAAGCUGAUUUUAAAUUUUAAAAUGUGACUUCAACACCAAAACACUGGUCGACUCAGUGAAUAAUCGAUUACCAUAUUUUCUGGACUAUAAGUCGCACAAGGCCAAAAAAUGCAUAAUUAGGUAGAAAAAAAACAUACGUAAGUCGCACUGGACUAUAAGUCGCAUUUUUUGCAUGUAAUUUAUUUUACAAACUACUUACAAAACAGACAUUAAGUCCUCUUGGAAGACGAAUUCUAACAAUAAAAGAAUAGAGAACAGGCUGAAUAGGUGCAAUCUAUGCUAACAUAAUUGUUAUUCAGCUACACAAAAAAUAAACAUGAACAGAAAAGUUCAACCUAUGAAAAAAAAGUGCGACUCAUAGUCCGGAAAAUAUGCUAAUCAUCAAUUAAUUGUAACAUCUUACGUACCAAACGCAGGAAGCGGUGGGAUAUAAUGCCAUUCAUACAUUGGAAUUUUGGUGUCACUUAAGCGCAGCUCUUAAUGUGUCGGGGAGUGAAGUUUUACACAAAUUAAAUGGUCGUGUCAACUUUGCAACGUCUUUGCAACAUCUCCCACCAUGCAAAAGGGUUGACGUGUUACGCAUAAUUGUUGGUUGUUUUUAAAAGCCGAUUUUAUACAUAAGUAAUGCAAAAUUUGGAUUUUAAUUGGGGGAAAAUGACCCGAGAACGGCAGGGCAGCGAUGGCUGUUUGGGUAGAUAUAUCAGGCGUUGUUGUGUAUCGCGUGUGUGUAGAGUAGCAGUUUCUAUCCCGGGGGUUUGUGGGUGAAUUCUUGAGUAGCAAAAACAGCUGGAAUAGUUGCCAUGUAUUCAGUGUAGAACGUAGAGCAAGUUGUUGAAUCAAAAAAACGGGUCGGUGGGCUCCGUUGGGUGACGGGAAUGGAUGGAUCGGUGUCUUGUUUGCCGUGCGGUUCGUCAUUUAGUCGUGGAAGUGUUCCGAUGAAGAAUAUUUUUUUAUAAUCCCUGGAGCGAUUGCAGAUGAAUAGUAGACGAGUCCAAGGUAUAAAUCAUAGGAAUAUAUGCAUUUCUUUUUAGUCUCGUACUUCAACAUAGAUUUUGCACAGAAGAGAAAGGAUUGAAGCCUGCCGUGUGUCACGUUUUCAUGUCUGUCCUGCUUUGCUUUUUUUUUUUUUUUUUUUUUUCAAAUUCCCAAUUCAACCAAGAUGUCCACAAAUGACCCGACGUCAUCAACUCACUUAUUUUCCAGAUCCGGUUCCGGAGACGCCCGGCUUCCCAGUUGACUGCAGUCUUAUUAUGUGAACUAAAAGACACAAACGUUUGCGUUAAGUGAGGUAAAUACUGCUGUAUCCGCGUAUAGCAUUAGUCGUCGCUGCGCCCCGAUUCUCCUGACAAAAAGUAACUGCGUGUAUUUCAAGAGAUGGCUGACAAAUUCCAUAUUCAUUUGAAUGUACCGUUGUAUGGUUUUGAAAAGCUACGGAUGAGCGAAAUUGAGUCACCUUUUGUUAUCGGUCUGUGUUUGUUUGUCUAAGGUAUUUUUUGUAUACAAAGGUUUACAUUUUUAUGUCUAUUUUUCUUGUGUACAAGUUAUGUAAUAUGUGUACAAACACUAUGUAAUAUCUGUAUAUAGUGUGAGAAAUUGGAUCUUUUGUUUUUGGAUGUAUAAAUAAAACUUGCUGUGAGGUAUUUGCUGACA
This is a messenger RNA of Doryrhamphus excisus (bluestripe pipefish), 6564 nucleotides long. It is a transcript of the gene ino80da, whose product is annotated as INO80 complex subunit Da. Lineage: Eukaryota; Metazoa; Chordata; Actinopteri; Syngnathiformes; Syngnathidae. Gene Ontology annotation, cellular component: nucleus. The record is from RefSeq and is a predicted model, not a curated record.